CCGAGUCACAUGUUGUUUUGCUCUUCUUAGUUCAGUCACUCGGUGCGCGAUGUGUUACUCACUGUGCGGCGGGGACCGCGACAAGCCCGGGUCGCCGUUGGCAGCAGCAGAGGCAGCAGCAGCAGCCCCGGCGGCGGCACGGACCUCGAGUGCCCAGGCGCACCCCGGCACCCCAGAGCGCGGUGCGGCGGCAGGACCCGUGUGGCCGCGCGAGCUUUAGGCUCGGCUCCGCGGCUCAGGGACCCCGACUCUCGACUCAGCCAGCGAGUCCCCAGGCGCCGCCCGGGAGGCAGCGGCUGCGGGCAGCCGGGCCAGGGGGCGGCCACCGCCGGAGCUGGGCAUCCUCUGGGGCCGCGGAGGGCGCUGCGCCACCGCGCGGUACCGGCCCCCGCGGGCCUCCCCGAACCUUCCCCAUCUCCUGGGCCCAAGGGACGCGGACUCCGGCGGGCGAGCAGGGGUGGAGGGAGCCGCCCCUGCCCGCACCCCCUCCGCUCCCCCGAGCCCCUCCACGCCGGGCCGGGCGGCGCGGCCUGAAGUGCCAGCGAUGGCGAGCCCGCCGCUGCACGGCGCCCCCGGGCCGGCGGGCGGCGACGGCCCCAACCUCAACAACAACAACAACAACAACAACCACAGCGUGCGCAAGUGCGGCUACCUGCGCAAGCAGAAGCACGGACACAAGCGCUUCUUCGUGCUGCGCGGCCCCGGCGCGGGCGGCGACGAGGCAACGGCGACAGCGGGCGGGGGUCCGGCGCCGCUGCCGCCGCGGCUCGAGUACUACGAAAGCGAGAAGAAGUGGCGGAGCAAGGCGAGCGCCCCGAAGCGGGUCAUCUCGCUCGACUGCUGUCUGAACAUCAACAAGCGCGCCGACGCCAAGCACAAGUACCUGAUCGCCCUCUACACCAAGGACGAGUACUUCGCCGUGGCGGCCGAGAACGAGCAGGAGCAGGAGGGCUGGUACCGCGCGCUCACCGACCUGGUCAGCGAGGGCCGCGCGGGUGCCGGCGACGCGCCCCUCGCUACCGCCACCGCCGGGUCCUGCAGCGCCUCCUUGCCCGGAGCCCUGGGCGGUUCAGCCGGCGCCGAUGACAGCUACGGGCUGGUGGCACCCGCCACGGCCGCCUACCGCGAGGUGUGGCAGGUGAACCUGAAGCCCAAGGGCCUGGGCCAGAGCAAGAACCUGACAGGCGUGUACCGCCUGUGCCUGUCGGCGCGCACCAUCGGCUUCGUGAAGCUCAACUGCGAGCAGCCGUCGGUGACACUGCAGCUCAUGAACAUUCGCCGCUGCGGCCACUCGGACAGUUUCUUUUUCAUCGAGGUGGGCCGCUCGGCUGUCACGGGACCCGGCGAACUGUGGAUGCAGGCCGACGACUCGGUGGUGGCACAGAACAUCCACGAGACCAUCCUGGAGGCCAUGAAGGCUCUCAAGGAGCUCUUCGAGUUCCGGCCGCGCAGCAAGAGCCAGUCGUCGGGCUCGUCGGCCACGCACCCUAUUAGCGUCCCCGGCGCUCGCCGCCACCACCACCUGGUCAAUCUGCCCCCCAGCCAGACGGGUCUGGUGCGGCGCUCGCGCACCGACAGCCUGGCUGCCACCCCGCCGGCUGCCAAGUGCAGCUCCUGCCGGGUGCGCACAGCCAGCGAGGGCGACGGCGGCGCGGCGGCGGGGGCCGGGGCCGGGGCGGCGGGCGGCAGGCCGGUGUCUGUGGCGGACGGCAGCCGCGCGAGCAAAGUGACGCUGGCGCCGGCAGGGGGCGCCCUGCAACACAGCCGCUCCAUGUCCAUGCCGGUGGCGCACUCGCCUCCGGCCGCCACCAGCCCCGGUAGCCUGUCGUCCAGCAGCGGACACGGCUCUGGCUCCUACCCUCCGCCUCCGGGCCCGCACCCGCACCUGCAGCACCCCUUGCACCAUCACGCGGGCCAGCGGCCCUCCAGCGGCAGCGCCUCAGCCUCCGGUUCCCCCAGUGAUCCCGGCUUCAUGUCCCUGGAUGAGUACGGCUCCAGCCCUGGGGACCUGAGAGCCUUCUGUAGCCACAGGAGCAAUACGCCUGAGUCCAUCGCCGAGACCCCUCCGGCCAGGGAGGGCAGCGGGAGCGAAUUGUACGGGUACAUGACCAUGGACAGGCCCCUGAGCCACUGUGGCCGUCCCUACCGUCGAAUCUCAGGGGACGGAGCUCAGGACUUGGAGAGAGGGCUGAGGAAGAGGACUUACUCCUUGACCACACCUGCCAGGCAGCGGCCGGUGCCCCAGCCCUCCUCCGCAUCCCUGGAUGAAUACACCCUGAUGCGGGCCACUUUCUCCGGCAGCUCAGGCCGCCUCUGCCCGUCCUGCCCUGCGUCUUCUCCCAAAGUGGCCUACCACCCCUAUCCCGAGGACUACGGCGACAUUGAGAUUGGGUCCCAUAGGAGCUCCAGCAGUAACCUGGGCACGGACGAUGGCUACAUGCCCAUGACCCCUGGCGUAGCCCUCAUGGGUAGUGGCAGUGGCAGCUGCAAAAGUGACGACUACAUGCCCAUGAGCCCCACCAGCGUGUCUGCCCCAAAGCAGAUCCUGCAGCCACGGGCUGCUGCUGUGGCCUUGCCCCCCACGGGAGCUGCAGUGCCAGCGCCUGCCUCUGCGGCCAGUAGGGCCUUUCCGGUGAACGGGGCCAGCUACAAGGCUAGCUCCCCGGCGGAGAGUUCCCCUGAGGACAGUGGAUACAUGCGCAUGUGGUGUGGCUCCAAGCUGUCGAUGGAGAACACAGACAGCAAGCUGCUUCCCAAUGGGGACUACCUCAACAUGUCCCCCAGUGACGCGGGCACAUCGGGAACCCCGCCUGACUUCUUCUCAGCAGCCCUUCAUGGCGGUGGAGAGCUGCUCAGGAGCGUCCCUGGCUACUGCUACAGCUCCUUGCCCCGCUCCUACAAGGCUCCCUACACCUGCAAUGGGGACAAUGACCAGUAUGUGCUCAUGAGCUCCCCCGUGGGACGCAUCCUGGAAGAGGAGAGGCCGGAGCCGCAGGCCAGUUCGGGAACCACGCAGUCGGCCAGCGUCUUCGUGGCUGGGGUGGGUGGUGGUGGCCACACCCAGCCUCCUCACUCUGUAGUGCCUUCGCCUGGGAGAUUGAGUGGCAGCAGCGGUGGCCGCCAAGAAGGCUUCCUGAACCAGCGUUGCCGGGCAGUGCGUCCUACGCGCUUGUCCCUGGAGGGGCUUCAGACCCUGCCUAGGAUGCACGAGUAUCCUCUGCCGCCUGAGCCCAAGAGCCCGGGCGAGUACAUCAACAUUGACUUUGGUGAGGCGGGAGCACAUUUGUCGCCACCUGCCCCUCCGCUGCUGACUUCGGCGGCCUCCUCCUCCUCGCUGUUGUCUGCCAGCAGCCCAGCCUCAUCCCUGGGCUCUGGUACCCCAGGCACAAGCAGCGACAGCCGGCAGCGCUCCCCGCUUUCUGACUACAUGAACCUCGACUUCAGCUCGCCCAAGUCACCCAAGCCGGGCAUCCAGAGCGGGGACCCGGUGGGCUCCUUGGAUGCCCUCCUGUCCCCCGAGGCCUCUUCCCGGUACCCACCACUGCCCCCACGCCCUGCCGCCCCCGCCUCCUCCCUUCAACCACAGCCGCCCCCACCGCCACCCCCAGGAGAGCUGUACCGCCUGCCUCCAGCAUCCACGUCCCAGGGCCCCAGCGCUGCCUCCUCUUCGUCCUCGGAGACUGGGGACAAUGGUGACUACACCGAGAUGGCCUUUGGCGUGGCUGCCACCCCGCCACAACCCAUCGUGGCCCCCUCGAAGCCGGAAGGUGCCCGCGUGACCAGCCCCACGUCUGGCUUGAAGAGGCUGAGUCUCAUGGAUCAGGUGUCUGGAGUCGAGGCCUUCCUGCAGGCUGGCCAGCCCCCAGACCCACACCGGGGGGCCAAGGUCAUCCGCGCAGACCCGCAGGGGGGCCGCCGCCGCCACAGCUCCGAGACCUUCUCCUCGACCACCACUGUGACCCCCGUGUCCCCGUCCUUCGCCCACAACUCGAAGCGCCACAACUCAGCCUCCGUGGAAAAUGUCUCUCUCAGGAAAAGCAGCGAAGGGGGCGGCAGUGGCGUCCUCGGUGGAGGUGAUGAGCCCCCCACAUCCCCCCGCCAGUUGCAGCCACCGCCCCCCCAGCAGGGGCGGCCAUGGACAUCGAGUCAGCCUGGGGGCCUGGUUGGCUGCCCUGGGGGAAGUGGCUCUCCAAUGCGCAGGGAGACGUCUGCCGGCUUCCAGAAUGGCCUCAACUACAUCGCCAUCGAUGUGAGGGAUGAACCAGGGCUGUCAUCGCCGCCGCCGCAGCACCCGCAUACGCAGCAGCACCCACAUCCGCAGCCAGGUGACAAGAGCGCCUGGGGCCGGACCCGUAGUCUCGGCGGUCUCAUCAGCGCUGUGGGAACCAACAGCACCGGUGGGGUGUGUGGGGGGUCGGGCCCUGGCGCCCUGCCCUCCGCCAACACCUAUGCCAGCAUUGACUUCUUGUCCCACCACCUGAAGGAGGCCACCAUUGUGAAAGACAUCCAUGAUCUAUCCAGGAAAGCCCCCUUCUCCUCCUGUGCGGAGGAGGCCUCCUGGCCACCAGCAGCCCCCUCCACCCAUAAUGCCUCCUGCUCUGAAAGCCUACCGCUGCUGGACCCUCUGCCCUCUGCCACAGUGGCCACUGUUGUCAGAGGAGGGCAGUCCCACUUGGCUGGGCAGCUCUGUGUUACCAACCCAUCAGGCUGAUGGAGUCAGUUCCAGAGUGAAGAUCUGCUGUCUGGCUUUAUCACCACGACAUCACACAUCAGAGAAUCCCAUAAAAAGAAGAUGCUCAGCAUUUUUUUUCUAACCUGAAGCUGCUUACAAUUUUUCUUUUGGACCUGAGCAAUUACUAGGUUUUGAGACAUCUGUGACUUUAUUAAACGUGGAACCAACCAACAAGGCAAGAACACAUGCCUCGCUCGCUUGUUCCCAUACGGGGCAUUCAUCCUUGUGCUGUUUGUGUUGUUUUUUGUUUGUUUUCUUAACACAAUUUGCCGAAGAAGUUAUUCUCCAAAAAAUUGGAUGUGUUCAUUGGCCUUAUCAAUUGUGGCCAGUGUCUUAAUUUCUCUUUACUUUCAUUUUGGCAAAGCAAAUUUGUCCCUCAGCAUGCUAGGUGAUUCUACCAAUACCCAUUAAAGUGGUAAAAUCUGGUAUUUACUGGCAUACACUCGAAACUACCACAGUCCUACCUCAGUUCCAGGUAAAGCCGGAUUUGUGUGGUUAGGGGCCGGCAGGACCUCCUGUGUAUCUCUGCUGAAUGUGUCGCAAGUGUGGUCAUCAGCCUUAUUAAACUGGUUCCAGUACACAGCUGCUUGUUGGACUCCAAUCCAGGUACUUGCGUGUUUACUCACAGACAGAGCCCAGUAUGGGACUGACAGUUCUCAAUUGAAAUGAAAUUUGAGAUUGGACUUUGAAGAUGGAUUAAUAAAUAAUAAAUAUAUGUAACUGAAGCAACCUACUUUUGAAAAUCAUCAACUGUAUGAUUGGGUAGUAGGGGUUGGGGGGAGGGGUUUGGGAAGGGGGUGAAUAUCUCUUUUUACCUUUAACAGACUUGGUGAAUCUCUCUAAUGUAGAUGUUUAUGUAGGUACUUCAAAUUGCAAAAGCCUUUGAUCCUAUUUACAAGCUCAAAUGUCUCUGCUAUCCUUAAUCUUGAGCUUGCAUUUCUUUAACCAAAAAUUCACGUAGGCAUGUUAGCAAUUCAAGGGUGGUCACCGGUUUAGCAGAUUUUAAAAAAAAUGUAUUUAUUAUCUUUACUCUAAUGUUAUCGUGUGGGCCACGAGGCUGCCCUGAACAACAACAAAAAGAAAUAAAAAGGAAGGAAAGAAACUGAUAAAAGAGCCAUUCUGGCCCCUGUGUUAUUAAUGGAAAAAGAAGAAAAACAAUCUCACAGGACAUGUCACUUGUGGAAAAAUUCCUGACAAGACUACCGUCGUUUUUCUGUUUUCAGUGUUCUGAAAAUACCAGUGUUGUGGCGAUUAUCACAGGUGUCACCUAAAACUGCUGCCCUUGACCAGCAGAAUGUCACGUCAUCUCGCUGCUCCCUUGACACGUGAUGGAGGGCUGUAGACCUUUUUCUCCCAUGGGUGCGUCCCCAGUGCCUAUCUUCUUUGAUAGUCCUGUAGAGGUUACACUAGUUCAUUGGAGGUGUGAGCUUUUUUUUUUUUUUUUUUUGGAGAAAAAAAAAUAUAUAAAUAUAUAGAUAUAUAUCACUAUAGAAUAAUGCAUUAAUAAAAAUGAGGCUUUUUUAAGAGGAAGACCAAAAAAAUUCAAUGUCUUAAAAAUAUAUUUAAUGGCAAUGCAAAAGUCUUCCUGCUUCCAUGCUGAACUUUUAGAACAGAGGAUUGUAUUGCAAGACAAAGUUGAAUGUAAAGUGAUCCCCCUGAACAUUUUUAAAGUUUUACUUUUCUAAAAUUACACAUCACAACAGUGCAUAGACCAUACAAUGUUAGUUUGAAGGUCAGUUUCCGUGUAUAAUAUAUAUACUUUAUAAAAAUGUAUAAAAUGUCCUAAAGUUUUGAUUUAGUUUUGGGUCUAGGAAUGGUUGGGUGGUAUUUGCUUUGUAACGCUCCCCAGGUACAAUAGAACUGAAUAUGGACCCCACUGAAUACAGUGUAUGGCGCGUAUUUAAGUAGUUCUCUAUACUUAGAGUAGUCAUGCCACUAUACAAAUGGUUCAUGUUCAUACUGCAACUUACAACAAGCAAAAUAAAAAGUUGAUAAUAUACUAAAUUUUUCUCUAUCCUGUACAUUUCAAAAAAAAAAGGCAUAUGCAAUAUUUACAUUUUUAAUUUAGUUUACAGAAUGGAACCAAAAUGUAUAAAUGUUAUGUUUGCUAAAACUUCACAAUGUAUAUUGGGUCUUUGUACAUUUUGCCUGACUUACCUUAAAUUUAAAAUAUUUUUUGCUAUAUAAACUUUAACAGUUAUUAAACAGUGUUUUCUUUUGGGGUACGUAUUGUUUCUGGAUAUCGAGAUGUUAAAUAUAUUUCUUGCUAUUGUGAUAUGACAAAAGACUUACCUUAUCUUGCUCUGUCUUCCACUGUACACGCUGUAUAUAAGGGUCAAUGUGACGCUGCUGGAGACAAGAAUAAAUGGAACUAGAAUAGUGCAUUGUAUUUAGUCUGUAUUGAUCAUGGAUGCUCUCCUUAAUAGCCAUAUGCAAUAAAAUAAAAUACAUUAUUUAUGAAAUGAA
Messenger RNA from Hipposideros armiger (great roundleaf bat), 7198 nucleotides. RefSeq names its product insulin receptor substrate 2 (gene IRS2). The record is from RefSeq and is a predicted model, not a curated record. Gene Ontology annotation, cellular component: cytosol; plasma membrane. Gene Ontology annotation, biological process: insulin receptor signaling pathway. Gene Ontology annotation, molecular function: phosphatidylinositol 3-kinase binding; insulin receptor binding. NCBI's taxonomy places the organism in Eukaryota, Metazoa, Chordata, Mammalia, Chiroptera, Hipposideridae.